AUGAGUGCAGAGGAGGUUCAGAUUUCGUGCAAGUUCGUCACCCGGCUGCCGGAGCAGUACCGCAUCGCUCCCACGCCGAUCGCGGUGCCGGGCAAGCUCACGCGCUACGGCCUAUCCGAGGUGAUCAACCACCUGCUGAACCUGGACCCGCCCAAGCCCUUCGACUUUCUGGUGCAGGGCGAGCUCGUCAGGACCUCGCUCGAGAAACUCGUCGUGCGCAAAGCAAUCUCCGUGGAGUCCGCCCUCGAGGUUGAGUACAUCCCCGCGGUCGCGCCCCCGUCCGAGGAGGCCACCGGCAAGCACGAGGACUGGGUCAGCGCCGUGGACGGCAGCUGGGGCGCCGCCGUCGCCACCGGAUGCUACGACGGCACCGCCCGCCUCUGGACCCCGGGAGGCGCGCUCAUGAUCAAAUUAUCCCCGCCGGAUUUAAUCGACGGGGCGUCGCCAGCGCCCGUGACCACCGUGUGCCUGCUUCCGCCGAUGAGCCAAGGCGAUGGAAGCCGAGGAAGUGGCACCGCCACCGGCUGUGUCGUCGUCGCCGGCGGCCACGACGGCGUCGUGCGCUCCUGGGGCGUCGAGGUGGACGCGAAGAGGGGCGUCGCGAGCGAGAUUGCGAAUCAAUCUUCGCUCUUCGUCGGGCACGAAGGCGCGGUGAAGUGCGUCGCCGCGGCGCCCGGGGGCGAACGCGUCGCGUCGUGCGGGCACGACCACACCGUUCGCGUGUGGCACCGCGAUGCCGGAUUCGCCUUUGAUAAAACGGCUGGUGUAACGGCUGGGCGGAAGACGAAGAAGUCGCAGGCUGGGAAGCGUCGCAAGGGCGACGACGGCGACGACGCCGAACCCCCGGCUCGUUUUCUCCUGGUGUUCACCGGACACACCGACAGCGUCAGCGCGGUGGCGUGGGAGUCAUCGAACGUCGUCUGGUCCGGCGGCUUUGAUCACGUGUUGAAAUCGUGGGACGUCGAGACGCGACAAAACACGCAGUCGUACGACGUGCCAAAGGCGAUCAUGGGGAUGGCGUGCGUGGCGGGCGGCGGGCGCGUGGCGUGGUGUGGCGGCGGGGAUAAGGCCGUGCACAUGUGGGACCCGAGGGUCGGGGCGACGACGGGGGCGACCACCUCCUUGAUGUCCCACACGGGCAUGGUCGUCUCCGUGCGCUGGUGCCCGGGCGACGAGCAUAAGCUCGUAUCUUGCUCCUACGACGGCACCCUGAAGUUAUGGGAUACUCGUGGUAAGCUCCCGCUGCACACCGUCAACGCGCACGAGGGGGAGCGCGCGAUGGGCUGCGACUUUCACGGGCCCCGCCGCAUCGUCAGCGGCGGCACCGACGGCCGCCUGCGACUGUUCAAGCUCGAGGACUCCCUCACGGCGGCCUAG
Messenger RNA from Micromonas commoda, 1377 nucleotides. RefSeq lists its product with no specific name. The coding region runs from base 1 to 1377 and encodes 458 amino acids. Gene Ontology annotation, molecular function: protein binding. Gene Ontology annotation, biological process: ribosome biogenesis. The transcript is spliced from 3 exons. NCBI's taxonomy places the organism in Eukaryota, Viridiplantae, Chlorophyta, Mamiellophyceae, Mamiellales, Mamiellaceae. The record is from RefSeq and is a predicted model, not a curated record. Gene Ontology annotation, cellular component: preribosome, large subunit precursor.